Linum trigynum is the source of this 2512-nucleotide messenger RNA. The record is from the annotation of a GenBank genome assembly. Lineage: Eukaryota; Viridiplantae; Streptophyta; Magnoliopsida; Malpighiales; Linaceae.
GUUCUUCACUUCUCCCCACAAAAUCCGCCAUUAAAUCCGAUCAAAAAAACACAAUGUCGACAGAGAAGCCAAUGGAAGUGGUGAGGAACCUCGACGUCCCGCGGUACAUGGGCCGGUGGUACGAGAUCGCAUCUUUCCCCGCCCUGUUCCAGCCGAAGAAGGGGGAGAACACGAGGGCGACCUACACGCUGAAGGAGGACGGCGCCACCGUCGGCGUCUUGAACGAGACGUGGAGCGACGGGAAGCGGAGCUUCAUCGAAGGGAUCGCGUACAAGGCCGACCCGGAGAGCGACGAGGCAAAAUUGAAGGUGAAAUUCAAGGUCCCGCCAAUCCUGCCGGUGUUUCCGGUCACCGGGGACUACUGGGUUCUCUACAUCGAUCCAGAGUACCAGCACGCCCUGAUCGGCCAGCCCAGCCGCAAGUAUCUCUGGAUACUGUGCAGGAGCCCUCGUAUGGACCAGGAGGUGUUCGAUGGUCUGGUGGAGAAGGCGAAGGCGCAAGGGUACGAUGUCAGUAAGCUUCAUAAGACUCCUCAGUCUGAUACUCCUCCGGAGGCAGAACAGGGAGCUCAGGAUAAGAAGGGUGUUUGGUGGAUCAAAUCCCUCUUAGGCAAAUAGAUUACCUUGCGAUAUAGGAUUUUCUGGAAUCCCUGCUUUUGUCUGAAAUAGUGAAUUUUCGAUUUCCUCAUUAGUAUGUGUGUAAAGGAAAAAAGCCAUGUACGCUCUGCUUCUUCUGAUCGAGUGUUUGUGUUCCCCUUUCUUGCAAUUUCAACGACAUCUAUAGUAUAGAAGGUCAUGUCACAUGUGCCAGUGCUUGGUUGUGGGAUUGGGGAAUAAUUCGUUCUUGCAAGGAUAAGCUCCGGUCUGGUGCAAAAUCGAAUUGCACCCCGGUAGACCUGAUAGAAGUAAGGAAAUGUGAGAAUCCAAUAUGAUCAAACAUAGAUACGGCCAAGCUGAUCCCUCUUCACUAGAUGCAGAGCAGGUUCCGGAAGACAAUAAGGGACUUUGGGUGGAAUGGGAUGAAAUCACUCGCAGGGGAAAUAGCUGCGCAAGAACUUUGCUAAUAUGGUGUCUCUAUGCCAUAGCAUUGUUUAAGUUUGUGCCUUUGCCUGAAAUGGCAAAACUACUCGUGUUGGUACUUGUGUGAAAAAAAGCCAUGCAUGUUCUGCUUCUUCUCCUGAAGGACUAUGUCCAUAAGUUUCAUUUCCAACCUGUACGUGUGCACCGGGCCGUGCCGUUCACGGCCUAACACGACAUGAGUACGGGUACGAAAUAAAUGGGUCAACCCGGCACGAGCACGAAUAAUUUAUGGGCCGUUUCGAGCCUAAACUUCAUGGGCACAAACACGGGCAUGGUAUAUAAGUGGGUGGUGUCGGGCCUAAUAUUUUCGAGACUUUAUUAAGUAUAAGAACGGACAUGGUACGAAAAUAAUAUUUAUUUGAUAGAAAAUAAAUAUAAAAAUAAUUAUAGGUUCAAAUAUUACAAAACACGAGUAAAAAAAUAAUUAUUUGUUGUUGUUAGAAGUGUCAUAAAGAUAUAUACGUAAUUACUAACACAAGUAAAAAAGGGCAACGAAUUAAACAACACCAGAUCACACUCGCUAAACUUUCAAUUUUCUUUUCCCGCUUAUUUGUUACUUUUCUCAAACAUUAUCGGUUAAUACUAUCUUCCCCCUCCAAUUUUCACCUUCUUCUUCAUUCUCUCUCUUGUUUUCGUCCUUUUCAUUAAACACGAAUACGAACAUGGCACGAGCACGAAUAGGCUCGGCGCGAUUCGAACCGAGCUCGGGCCGGGCCUAGCAAAGUUAACAAAUGAGCUUGCAUGGCACGACACGAAAACUGACGGGCCGUGCCAAGCACGACACGAAACAUAUGGGUCCAAAACGUGCCCGUACCGUGCCGGCCCAAGUACGGCCCAACGCCCAUGUACAUUCCAGCCAUGGCUAUUGUACUUCGUAAAUGGUCUCUUCACUUGUACCGGGUCGGUUCCUAACUUCAUAUCAGAGUGCACCGGACCAGUUGAUUUUGGACCGCAUUACACCAAAUCGAAUAUAAAAUGAUUUGUUUUUUGGUCUCUGUCAACUUUAUGAAUGUAAAAUACUAAAAUAAAACGAUCAAAAUUCGAAUAUAAAAUGAUAUGUUUUUUUGGUCUCUGACAACUUUAUGAAUGUAAAAUACUAAAAUAAAACGAUCAAAAUUGACAUUCAGACUGGACCAAAAUGGACCAAAUGUACAAAUGGUCCAGUCAUUGGUACUAAGAUGCUUUUUUAGCUAUUGAUCGUGUUCCUCGUAAGUUUGGUCUGGCCCGGAUUGGACCGUUGCACACCUCUAAUAGAAGCUGGUCUAUAGCUACGUGCUAACAAGUAACUAAUCUCUUAGUCUCUUAUUCAGGAUUUUAUAACCGUAUCAGAGGCUAUACAGCAAAAGUAGGGGUGUUCAAAUGGUCACUGUGGUAAUAAUCAAACCAAUUUAACUUAAAUUUCAUUAACCAUGGAAUAAAAUGUCUUAACCAAA